AUGACGAUCGAUAAGAGUUGGAUUAGAGAGAACCGAAUGUCUUCAAAAUACUUGGAAGGUCUUAAAAACUUUAUGAAGAUUGCUGAGAAACAUGUUAACUCUAAAUGCAAAGUGCGUUGCCCGUGUAAAACGUGUGUGAAUUCGUAUCAACAAGUUUUGCCUACGGUUUAUGCCCACUUACAUGACAUUGGGUUUCUAGAAACAUAUACUAUGUGGAUUUAUCACGGUGAGAAACAUGUCGGUUCUUCGAAUUUAAGCUACAAUUCGACUCCAAGAACAAACACACCCACAAGUAAUGAGAUGUCUGAUGUAAUUUAUGAUGUUAUGGCAGAACAAAAUACAAAUGAAGAAAAUAUAGACGAGGAGGGACGAGGUAUAGACCCAUGGACAAAUAGUUCAUUUGAUCAACUUGUAGAGUUACUAAGAGCUGCUUUCCUGAAGAGCAAGAUUCCAGCUUCACACUAUGAAGCUAAAAAGAAGUUGAGAAAGAUAGGGUUAGGAUAUCAAUCGAUCCACACUUGCAAAAAUGAUUGUGCUUUGUUUUGGAAGGAGAACGGUUCCAUGCAAAAUUGCCCGAUUUGUAAGGAGAGUAGAUGGGUGGACACAACUACAAAGGGGAAGAAAGUACCACAAAAAGUGUUGCGAUACUUCCCUUUGACUCCAAGACUUCGACGAAUGUAUAGCUCCAGAUUCACAGCUAAAGAUAUGAGUUGGCAUAAUAUUGGACGCUCAAUAGAUGGUAUGAUGUAUCAUCCGGUUGAUGGGAAGUCAUGGCAAGAUUUUGAUCAAAGAUAUCCAGAGUUUGCUAAAGAACCUAGAAAUGUUCGUCUAGGUUUGGCUGCUGAUGGCUUUAAUCCAUUCGGCAACUUUAAUAGUACUUAUAGUACUUGGCCGAUUAUAUUAACUACCUACAAUACACCACCAUGGAUAUGUAUGAAAGAGUCUUCUUUCAUGCUAACUUUGUUGAUUCCUGGCGCUAAAUCACCAUCAAAGGACAUUGAUGUUUUCGUGAGGCCUUUGGUGGAUGAGUUGAAAAUGUUGUGGUCUGAAGGAGUCCAAAUGAGAGAUGCGUCAACCAACACCGUAUUCAACAUGCGUGCGAUGUUGUUAUGGACUAUCAAUGAUUUUCCAGCGCGUGUAAGUUUGUCUGGAUGGAGCGGUCAAGGUUAUUUAGCAUGCCCUACUUGUAACACAGACACAUCUUCCAUUCAUGUCACCAAAAAGAUGUCUUAUGUUGGUCAUAGACGAUUCUUGCAUAUGAACCAUAAGUGGAGGCAAAGUUUAUUGUUUAAUGGUCAACCUGAGAGAAGGCCACAUCCAAGACGAUUUAUCAAUACAGCUAUAUUAAAGCAAUUGGCUUGUCUCCCUGAUCGUAUUCCAGGGAAACAUCCUGAGCACGGGGGUGCAACAAGAAAGCGUAAUGAUGAAACAAGAAAAAAAGAGUUAAAUUGGACGAAACAUAGUUUCUUUUUUGAGCUUGUGUAUUGGUCUUCCCUCGAGCUAAAACACAAUAUAGAUUUUAUGCAUGUGGAGAAAAAUGUGGAUGAGAGUUUUGUAAAUACUGCAUUGAUGAAAGAGAAAACCAAAGACAAAAAAAGAGGCAAGAGAAGACUUGAAAAAUAUGGGCAUUCGGCAACAUCAGUGGCCAAAAGAGAAAGUCAACAAGAGGAAGAAAGUCAAUAA
This is a messenger RNA of Lactuca sativa (garden lettuce), 1683 nucleotides long. RefSeq lists its product as uncharacterized. The record is from RefSeq and is a predicted model, not a curated record. Lineage: Eukaryota; Viridiplantae; Streptophyta; Magnoliopsida; Asterales; Asteraceae.